Molecule: messenger RNA, 719 nt
Organism: Salpingoeca rosetta
Lineage: Eukaryota; Choanoflagellata; Craspedida; Salpingoecidae
Exons: 3
Coding region: 85-471 (128 amino acids)
Cellular component (GO): cell cortex
Molecular function (GO): actin monomer binding
Source: RefSeq, a predicted model, not a curated record
ACAACGCUGUGCUGUGUGCGUGUGCUGUGGAGUGCGACCCUCCUUCCUUCUACCUCCACCUCCUCCUUGCCUCUAGCGCGGAACAUGAACCCGCUGCAGACACUGUUGCAACAGACGCUGCUAUCAACACAGCACGUGUCAAAGGCGGCAAUCAUUCGCAAGAGAGAUGGUGGGAUUCGAGCAAGAACACCAAACUUCAAGAUCACGCAGGAAGAGUUUGCACGCAUCCAGGCAGCGUUUGACUCGCCCACGUUUGGAAGAGAACACCCGCUAUCACUCGGAGGCAGGAACUACCAGUGCAUCAGGGUCGACGACCGUGCCAUUUACGCGAAAGACGGGUCGACUGGUAUCAUCAUAGCCAUGGCAAAGAACAGCUACGUGCUCAGCACAUAUGACGUUGGCAUGUACCCGGCCGUGUGCGCAGAGGCAACAGAGAAGCUCGCAGAGUAUCUACGAGAAAAGGGGAAAUAGCACAUGUGCGCCUGUGUUUGCCUGUGGUGGAACAUGUGGUGCUGAUGCACACUCUUCGCUUGUUACUCUUCGUCAUGCCUCAGCACCAAGGCUUUGCCCUUGUUUUGUUCAUGCGCUGCUCGGCUGAUUGCUUGCUUGGUUCCCGCCGCCAUUCGCUUUCAGUUCGGCGCCAUUCUAUAUAACUGCCUGUAUUGUGUUGUAAACUUGAAUCAGCACUCCGCACGUGCGUGCAUUAAGAACGACUGAAG